This is a messenger RNA of Osmerus eperlanus (European smelt), 5259 nucleotides long. RefSeq names its product complement C3-like. The record is from RefSeq and is a predicted model, not a curated record. Gene Ontology annotation, cellular component: extracellular region. Gene Ontology annotation, molecular function: protein binding; endopeptidase inhibitor activity. NCBI's taxonomy places the organism in Eukaryota, Metazoa, Chordata, Actinopteri, Osmeriformes, Osmeridae. The coding region runs from base 62 to 5044 and encodes 1660 amino acids. The transcript has 41 exons.
UCCUGCAGCGUGGAGUGAGUAGUUACUCCCUCAGCAGACAGCAGCAGGACCUGAGGAAACCAUGCGGGUGGAACUGGUGUGUGUGGCUCUGGCCACCCUGGCUGUCUCCUUCCCCUCACCGUCUGACGGAGCGCCACUACAGGUGUUGUCUGCUCCUAACGUGCUGCGUGUGGGCAGCAAGGAGAACGUGUUUGUGGAGAUGCAGGACCACUCAGGGGGUCCGUUCAUGGUCACGGUCGUGAUCAAGAACCAUCCCACCAAGACCAAAAAACUGUUUGAAAAAGAUGUGCAACUAAACUCAGACAACCAAUUCCAGAGCUUAGUCGAAGUCUUUAUCCCCGAGGAGGACUACAUCAAUAUGGACGACAGAGACAAGCAGUACGUCUAUCUGGAGGCGCGUUUCCCCACGGGAACACUGGAGAAGGUGGUGCUGGCCUCCUUCCAGGCAGGGUACAUCUUCAUCCAGACAGACAAACCCAUCUACAACCCCGGAACCACAGUCUUAUACAGGGCGCUUGCUGUGACCCCUAGAAUGGAGCCUUUGACCAAAGAUCAGUUUGCACAGGAUAAAGACAUCUCUAUCGACAUUGAUGUUGUGACUCCAGAGAACAUCACCAUCCUCAGGAAAACAUUAACACCAGACAAGGGGAUGAAAUCUGGGGACUUCAAGCUUCCAGAUAUUGUCAGUCCCGGUGUGUGGCAGUUGGUGAGCAGGUUCCAGGCCACCCCACAGAGGACCUUCACCACAGAGUUUGAGGUCAAAGAAUACGUUCUGCCCAGUUUCGAGGUGAAGGUGGAGCCUAGGGAGACCUUCUUCUACGUCGAUGAUGAAAGUUUGCAUGUUGACCUCAGAGCGAGGUAUCUGUUUGGGAAGGAGGUGAAUGGUGUGGCCUAUGUGAUGUUUGGGGUGGUGAAAGGAGGGAAUAAACACAGUUUCCCUUCUUCCCUUCAGAGAGUAGAGAUCCAGAAUGGCAAAGGAGAGGCAGUGUUGAACAGAGAUGACAUCAUACGUACCUUCAAAGAGAUCAAAGAUUUGGUCUCCCAAUCAAUAUACAUAUCAGUCAAGGUGUUGACUGAGAGCGGUGGAGAGAUGGUGGAGGCAGAGAAAGGUGGCAUCCAGAUUGUUGAGUCCCCCUAUACCAUCUACUUCAAACACACCCCCAAGUUCUUCAAACCAGGGAUGCCUUUCAAUGUUAAGGUUUACGUCACGAAACCUGAUCAGACACCGGCUAAGAAAGUCAAACUGGAGGUUUUACCUGACGGAGGUUCAACCCUUACGAGCGACCAAGGCAUCGCCGUGGCAACAGUCAACACCGACCAGAGCGGAUCAAUGACAAUCACUGUUAAGACCAACGAUCCAGACAUCAAACCACAGAACAGACAGGCUACUGCCACACUUGACAUCAGUCCCUACAAGUCCAACACCAAAAACCUGCUGCAUCUAUCAGUCAGCACCAAGGAUGAAAACAUGCAGGUGGACAUGACUUUUGGAGCAGGACCAUCUGACAUGGAUAUCACCAUAUUGAUCUUGAGCCGGGGUCAGCUGGUGGAAUCAAUCAGGAAGCAACGGAAAGGGCAACAGCCAAUCCUGUCCUCCACAAUAGCGGUUACCAAGUACAUGAAGCCCUCAUUCCGUAUAGUGGCGUACUACCACGUGGGCACUAACGAGGUGGUGUCCGACUCUGUCUGGGUGGAAGUCCAGACCUCUUGUAUGGGCACGUUGAAAGUCGAGGCAACCAGACCAACAUCAUCAUACCUGCCCGGUGACAACUUUCAACUGAAGAUCACUGGAGACCCUGGGGCCAAAGUGGGACUGGUGGCUGUGGAUAAGGGCGUCACUGUCCUCAACAACAAACACAGACUUACUCAGAAAAAGAUAUGGGAUGUGGUGGAGAAGUAUGACACAGGCUGUACAGCAGGAAGUGGACAGAACAGUAUGGGAGUCUUCUACGAUGCUGGCCUGAUGUUUGAGACCAACACCGCCUCAGGAACAAACAUCAGAACCGAGCCAAACUGUCCAGUCAGGACCAGGAGGAGGCGGGCUGUCACAGAAUUUCAAGUCAGAAUUAAUCUGGAGGCCAAGUACCAGUCGCUGGAGAGGGAGUGUUGUGUCAGCGGUAUGAAGCAGAACGCUCUGGAGUACUCGUGUUCGCGGCGUGCCAAGUUUGUCACCGAAGGGGUUGCCUGCGAAAAUGCCUUCAAGUACUGCUGUGAACAGAUGGAGGCUGAGAGGAAGAAAAACAUCCAUGAAGAGCUUGACCUGGCACGCAGUAAUGAAGAUGACGCCUCGUACCUCAGUCCAGAUGAGAUCACGUCUCGUACUAAUUUCCCUGAGAGCUGGCUGUGGAACGAAUACACCCUGCCCUCCUGUCCUCCAGGCAAAACAUGUGAAACUACAUCAGCCAAUCAGGUCACUGCCAUGCCGGACUCCAUCACUACCUGGCAGAUUACCGCCAUCAGCCUAUCUAAAGAGAACGCUAUCUGUGUGACUGAGCCCUUUGAGAUGGUGGUUCUGAAGGACUUCUUCAUUGACCUGAGGCUGCCCUACUCUGCCGUGUACAACGAACAGCUGGAGGUCAAAGCCGUCCUUCACAACUACAAAUUAAAUCAAAUCAAAGUGCGUGUUUAUCUCAUAGAGAACGAGAACAUCUGCAGCUCGGCCAACAAACAGAAACAAUAUGUCAAAGAUGUGACUGUAGAGGCGGAGUCUACGCUGGUGGUGCCCUACGUCAUGAUCCCCAUGAAGCUGGGCGAGCAGAACAUCGAGGUCAAGGCCUCCGUCUUUGAGUCAGGCUUACAGGACGGCGUAGUGAAGAUCCUGCGUGUGGUGCCUCCAGGGGAGUUGAUCACUAAACUGGUUUCAGUCGAACUGGACCCCUCCAAGUCAGGAGGUGUGGAGAAGAAAGAUCUCAAGAGUGCCGUGCCCCAGAACCAGGUUCCAAACACACCUGCCAGCACAGAAAUCAAUGUUAUAGGAGGGGAUCAGACUAGCGUGCUGGUGGAGAGUGUUGUGAGUGGCAGCACCAUGGGCAGCCUGAUCCAACAGCCAGUGGGAUGUGGAGAACAGAACAUGAUCUACAUGACCCUGCCCGUCAUCGCCACCCGCUACCUGGACACCACCAGACAGUGGGAAUCUAUCGGCCUGGAGAAGCGAGCUACCGCUAUCAAUUACAUCCGACUUGGGUACCAGAGGGAGGCAGCUUAUGGUAAACCCGAUGGCUCCUAUGCGGCCUGGAUAGACAGACCCAGCAGCACCUGGUUGACAGCGUAUGUAACCAAGGUGUUUGCCAUGUCGAGCUCGCUGAUCGCUAUAGACUCCAAAGUGGUGUGUAAGGCCGGGGAGUGGCUGAUCCUGAAAUCCCAGCAGCCUGACGGCAGUUUCCAGGAAAACGCUCCUGUCAUCCACGGAGAGAUGACCGGAGACGUAGCAGGCUUGGAUACAGAUGCCUCGAUGACUGCCUUCGUACUCAUUGCGUUGCAGGAGGCACGCCCUUUGUGUGAGCAGACCAUCAGAAGUAUGACAAGUAAUAUGAACAAGGCAGUGGCUUACCUACAGAAACGUCUGCCCGAUAUCAAAAACCCCUAUUCUGUUGCCAUGGUAUCCUACGCCAUGGCCAACCAUGGCGCACUUGACAAGGGUCUGCUUCUUAAGUCCUCUACAGGUCUAGACCACUGGCAGGUCCCCAGGGGAUCUGGAACGUUCACCCUGGAGGCCACUGCCUACGCUCUGCUGGCCCUGCUGAAGGCUGAUGCUCUGCAGGAGGCAGGGCCCAUCGUCAAGUGGCUUAGUCUGCAGGGUAGGAGUGGUGGUGGCUAUGGAUCUACCCAGGCAACUAUCAUGGUGUACCAGGCAGUGGCUGAGUAUUGGUCCAAAACCCAAAACGUGAAGGAGUUUGACCUGCAAGUAGAUAUCCAUGUAGCUGGCAGGGCGAAGCCAGACAAGUGGAAUAUUAACAGGAGAAACCAAUUUGUCACCAGAACCACAAAGGUCCCGGAUGUCAAUCAGAACCUGACAGUGGAAGCCAGAGGAGUUGGCACCGCCACCAUAUCUGUGCUGACUCUGUACUAUGCCGUCUUGGACAAAAAGAAUCCUGGCUGUAAUGACUUUGACCUGGAAGUGGAAAUGGUGAAAGAAGGAAAAGCAUCUUACCCUCUUGCUGAAGCAACCUACUUGCUGAAAAUAAAGACAAGAUAUAAGAGCAAGGAAAGAGAUGCCACCAUGUCGGUUCUCGACAUUGGCCUGCUAACUGGCUUCAUAGUGGACAUUGGGGAUCUGACAAAGUUGAAGGAAGGGAAAGAUCGCUACAUUGAGAAAUUUGAGAUGGACAAGGCUCUGUCUGAAAGAGGCUCCCUCAUUAUCUAUCUGAAUCAGGUGUCUCACACAGAGUGGGACCAUGUGAACUUCAGGAUCCACAGUGUUGAUAAGGUUGGGGUCCUACAACCUGCAGCAGUGACUGUGUAUGAGUAUUAUCAGAAAUCCCGUUGUAGGGUGUUUUACCAUCCACAGCGAACGGAUGGAGGCCUUCUGAGACUGUGUUCCGGGAAGGACCAAAGCAUCUGUAAAUGUGCUGAAGAGAACUGCAGCAUGCAGAAGAAGCUGGGCUUAGAAGAUAGCGACCGUUCUGAAAAGGCCUGUGAGGUCACAAAAGACCAGUCAGUGGAUUACGUAUUCAAAGUCCAGAUGGAGAAGAUGGUCCCAGAUGCCACUACAGACAUGUACACCAUGAGGAUAGUGGACGUCCUCAAAGAAGGCAUUGAUAAGGGUGUGAUAGGAAAUCUGCGUGAGUUUGUGGCCUUUGCUCUCUGCAGAGAAAGUCUGGGCCUUCAGGAGGGGAAAACGUACCUCCUCAUGGGUGUCUCCAAGGACGUCUAUAAACCCAGAGAGGGAGCCAAUGUUGAGUACCAGUAUGUCCUGGGUGAGCAGACCUGGGUGGAGUACUGGCCCACACCAGCAGAGUGCCCGAAACAGCCCUACCGGCAGACCUGUAGGGGGUUGGACAAGCUGGUGACUGAGCAGAAGAUUGAAGGCUGCCCACAAAAAUAAGUCUGGAAGUUUCCAAAAUGACCGCUUACUGUCUACCAAUUUUGCCAAUUGUUGGAUUCUAAAAUGUAUUAAAUAAUUACAUGUGACAAAAUAAAAUGUCAGCUAAAAUGUAAGCAUGUGUCUUACAUUGGCACAGUCAGCAACGUGUGGUUACCAUGGCACCCUCCUGCUUUGGCGGAAAUGAUCAUUAAAGUGAAAUUCUUGCUUCUAAUAAA